This is a messenger RNA of Lactuca saligna, 702 nucleotides long. NCBI's taxonomy places the organism in Eukaryota, Viridiplantae, Streptophyta, Magnoliopsida, Asterales, Asteraceae. The record is from the annotation of a GenBank genome assembly.
AUGGAUGCCCUUUUGUAUAAAUUGGGUUGUUGGAUACGGGAUCCUCGUAGUAGGCUGGAGCAACAUCCAACCGAGAGAGGGCAGUCUUUAGAAGCAACAGGUUGGGAAACCAAGAGAACGCUUGGCCUUUUCUUAUCUUCUUCCCGUCCUAGGAGUAGGAGUAGCACAAAAAGAGGGAUUAGCAUUAUGGACCAUAAACCACUAACGCCUUCCUCGUUGGGGCUCCGUGCACUGGGAAAAGGCUCUAGCGACGGGAAAUCAGCCACUAGUUACAAAGCUCCAAUAAGGUAUCGAGAGGGCUAUUCCAGUCAGGAAAAAUUGCUACAAGAAGCCGUGGAUGCACUUCUUGAUAAUGGAAUCUGCGGACAACCAAUGAAGGAUGAUCAUAAUAGAGUUUACAAGUCGCCUUCAGAUGUAAUUGAAGGCAAACAAGGAAGAGUUCGCGAGACUCUGCUUGGUAAACGGGUCGAUUAUUCAGGGCGGUCCGUGAUUGUUGUGGGCCCUUCACUUUCAUCACAACAAUGUGGAUUGCCUCGCGAAAUAGCAAUAGAACUUUUCCAGGCAUUUAUAAUUCGUGACCUAAUUAGAAAACAUCUUGCUUCGAACAUAGGAGUUGCUAAGAGUCAAAUUCGGAAAAAAAAAAAAAAACGAUUGUAUGGGAAAUACUUCAGGAAAUUCUGGAUGGCCAUCCUGUAUUGCUGA